Molecule: messenger RNA, 870 nt
Organism: Parnassius mnemosyne (clouded apollo)
Lineage: Eukaryota; Metazoa; Arthropoda; Insecta; Lepidoptera; Papilionidae
Source: the annotation of a GenBank genome assembly
AUGCCGAGGACGCUGGAUUCGAAAACCAUUGAGGAAUACCUCCAAGUCCUGGACCAGUCUGAGGAUGACAUGGAUUCUUCAGGAGGGGAGGAGGCAGAUGAAGAAAUUUAUUAUGAGAAUAAUCGACAGUUAUUGGCAGAUUUGGUAAAUGAAGUGGAUGCUGAGCACGUAGAUUUUUUCUGUGGAAGAAAUGAUCUGAAUAAGUUCCUAGGGAUUCUUAUUUAUUCUUCUAUUGUAAAAAACCCUAACUUUCGGUUGUACUGGUCAGAUCAAUAUGGUUAUGAACCCAUAAAAUCCACAAUGACUCAAAAACAUUUUGAGAAAAUUUGUUAUGUUUUACAUUUCAAUGACAAUACAACUCAUUUACCUCAGGACCACCCCAAUCAUGACCGGUUGCACAAGAUUCGGCACGUAAUUGAUGAGCUAAAUACCAGAUAUGCUACAGUACCUUUGGAGCAACGAUUAUCGUUAGACGAACAAAUGUGUGCUACCAAAAUGAGUCACUAUAUGAAACAGUACCUUCCGAACAAGCCACACAAAUGGGGGUUCAAACUGUUCUUGAUCUGCAGCAUAUACGGAUUUGUGCACAAAUUUGAGGUGUAUUCUGGCAGUGAGAAAUAUCUCCACAUAAACGGCGAACUAGAUUUGGGGCCUACUGGCAACACCGUUGUACGGCUAGCACGGAUUGUUCCAAAACGUGCUAAUCAUAUAAUUUAUUUUGAUAAUUUCUACACAUCUGUCCCCUUGGUUACGUACCUUGCAAAAGAAGGAAUUUACUGCUUAGGAUCCAUCCAAUCAAAUCGAAUCCCAAAUAACAAACUGCCAGAUAAGAAAACUUUGAUGAAGAAAACAGUACCAAGAGGACACUGA